Exophiala dermatitidis NIH/UT8656 is the source of this 1338-nucleotide messenger RNA. Its product is annotated as NADH-dependent flavin oxidoreductase. Gene Ontology annotation, molecular function: NADPH dehydrogenase activity; NADP binding; FMN binding. Gene Ontology annotation, cellular component: intracellular anatomical structure. The coding region runs from base 1 to 1338 and encodes 445 amino acids. The record is from RefSeq and is a predicted model, not a curated record. The transcript is spliced from 5 exons. NCBI's taxonomy places the organism in Eukaryota, Fungi, Ascomycota, Eurotiomycetes, Chaetothyriales, Herpotrichiellaceae.
AUGUCUCCAAUGGCGACCGAUGAGCCCGAAGGACGGUACGAGGACUACCGCAGCAUCUACACGCCCGGGAUUGGAUUCGACGCACCUCAACCCACGAUCCCAUGUGGCUCUGCGAUAUUGGACCCGGAGCACGGGGUGACCGAGGACACGAUCUCACCCAUCUUCAAACCGUUGACGAUUCGGGGAGUGACGUUUCAGAACCGUAUCUUCCUGGCGCCCAUGUGCAUGUACAGUUGCAAGGAUGGCAAACUGUCCGACUUCCAUGUGGCUCAUUAUGGCCAGUACGCUAUCCGGGGGGUGCCUUUGAUUACGAUUGAGGCCACGGCCGUGGUUCCACAGGGCCUCAAUACACCUCAGGACAAUGGGCUAUGGUCAGAUGAACAGAUUCCAUACCUAAAACGAGUGGUGGACGUAGUUCACUCGCAAUCCCAAAAGAUCGGCAUCCAGUUACAACAUGCCGGGCGGAAAUCAAACGUGUGUCCUCCCUGGCUAGGCUUAAAAGCUGUGCCCGACAAAUUCGGAGGCAUGAUGGACAAGGUGCAGGGCCCGAGUCCGGAGCCGUGGAACGACAAUUAUUGCACACCGAAAGAAAUGACUGAGGCCGAUAUUUGGGAGGUCAUUGAGGCUUUUGGCGCGGCCGCCGCUAGGGCCGUCAAGGCUGGUGUUGAUGUUGUUGCUGUGCAUGGUGCUCAUGGAUAUCUGAUUCAUUCUUUUGCCAGUCCUGCUUCAAAUUACCGGACGGACCAGUGGGGAGGCAGUUUCGAGAACCGCAUCCGGUUCGGAGUUGAGGUCGUCCGCGCGAUCCGCCGCAACAUUCCUGCCUCGACCUUGUUGUUCUGGAAACUCUCGGCCGUCGACUGGCUUCCGCCCGGAGAGGGCUGGGAAUUGGAGGAUACGGUCCGGUAUGCAUCUAUCCUUCGCGACGAGGGGGUCGAUUUCCUCGAUGUCUCCAGCGGUGGCACAGACCGCAACCAGAAAGUCCAGAUCUCUCCGGGCUAUCAGGUUCGGUUCGCAGAGGCGGUCAAGAAAGCCACGCCGGGACUCACUGUCGGUGCGGUGGGAUGGAUUCGAGACGGCAAGAUGGUGGAAGAUAUCAUUCGCUCCGGCAAAGCCGACGCCGUGUCAAUCGCACGCGAGUUUCUGCGAGAUCCAAACUUUGUGCAUCGUGUGGCCAACGAAGUCGGCACCAGGAUUGCUUGGAUCGACCAAUAUCAUCGUGCUCCGCUCUAUGGCCGCAAUGUGGAGAGUACGACCAACAUUUCCACUGAUGCAAAGGCCGAUGAAAAGGUGACCUUGUCGGAUGAAAAGCAACGGCAGAACAAGACAAUCGUAGCUUGA